Macrobrachium nipponense is the source of this 429-nucleotide messenger RNA. RefSeq lists its product as uncharacterized. The transcript has a single exon. NCBI's taxonomy places the organism in Eukaryota, Metazoa, Arthropoda, Malacostraca, Decapoda, Palaemonidae. The record is from RefSeq and is a predicted model, not a curated record. Bases 1 to 429 code for a protein of 142 amino acids.
AUGACCCUUGAGCUUGAUCUCCAUCUCAACGAAAUCUGCUAUUACACAGAUUCAACAACAGUCCUUUAUUACAUCAGAGCUGAGAGAAAGCUUUUUCCAGUGUUUGUGGCCAACAGAGUCCGUCAAAUAAGAGACUUCAGCAACGCUAACCAGUGGAAGUACGUUAGCACUGAUUUGAACCCAGAAGAUGUUGCAUCACGUGGAGUAGGUUCUGUGAUAUCUUCAGACAUGACUCAUUGGCUGGAAGGUCCGGAUUUCUUGAAUAUGCCGGCUUCAGAAUGCCCUGCAAAGAUGCAUCCUAUCAGCGAACCGCAGGUUAUAGAAGACUACGUUAUGUCUUUAGCUACUACUGCUACAUCAGAAGAAGGCUCACCGUUUAUGUCUUUAAUCACCCAUUUCUCCAGGUGGGUAGGACUGAAGAGGCAGUAG